AUGACAUUCCCAAACCAAUUCAUUAAAGUUUCAGCCCUUGCAAUGAUGUGCCUUUUGUCGUACGUACUCAAGAUUGAUGCAUUUUCAUCCUCACCCGUUAUUUCGGCCUUGAGAUCCUCGGCCUCGUCCUUGUACCAACAGGUUCUAGAUGUGGAUGACAACGAAAGCAAUCGGGAACAGCACCAGCAACAGGAAGAUGCACCAAGGCCAUUCUUCUUUACAGGAGAAGCAAAGAGUGAAUCAGAAAACAGAGAAUUGCAACGAGUCUUUUUGGGUGCCGAGAGUCUACGCUCCAGCGCCAAAGGCACGAUUGAACAAGAGGCUGCAGCAUUUAUGCAAGGUGAUAGGGGCGCAUCCUUGAGAGGGACCUCUGAAGAAGAGGCUGCAGGUGGCAAAGUGUUCAACUUUGAUCAAGAACGAGAAAACUUGGAACGCCUGUUUCGCAUGUAA
This is a messenger RNA of Cylindrotheca closterium, 450 nucleotides long. NCBI's taxonomy places the organism in Eukaryota, Bacillariophyta, Bacillariophyceae, Bacillariales, Bacillariaceae. The record is from the annotation of a GenBank genome assembly.